Messenger RNA from Biomphalaria glabrata, 5923 nucleotides. RefSeq names its product nuclear distribution protein nudE-like 1-A. The transcript has 12 exons. The coding region runs from base 428 to 1438 and encodes 336 amino acids. The record is from RefSeq and is a predicted model, not a curated record. Gene Ontology annotation, biological process: vesicle transport along microtubule; microtubule nucleation; centrosome localization. NCBI's taxonomy places the organism in Eukaryota, Metazoa, Mollusca, Gastropoda, Planorbidae. Gene Ontology annotation, cellular component: centrosome; kinesin complex; kinetochore. Gene Ontology annotation, molecular function: microtubule binding.
AAUGAUCGCAUCACUUCCGCCAAGAUGGUGAAUUAAAAUUUUCGCCCUGCAAUAAAAAAUAAAUAUAAACAUUGCACUGUAUACGAUAGGAAAUAUCUCUAGUAAAUAAAUACCCCCCUGUUUAUAUUACGCCAGUCAACCAACUGUUGUCUUAAGUUUCUACUAGAAAAAAUGUUCAUGUAAAAGAUUUCAAACAAGCAUACAAAAGAAUUAUACAUAUAAGCAAAAUAAAAAUAUCUUUUAUUCAAUACUUGAAUUGAAUUUAGUAUAGAUGUAAAAGGUGUUAUAAAUUAUAAUGUAGUAAAAAAAACCCACACAAAUUUAUUUAACAGAAAAAUGACUUAAAUUGCUAAUUAAUUAUUUUAAUGUUAAGUUUAAAAACUGCUUUACAAGCUGACAUUUAAAAAGAAUCAAUGAUUUAUAAAUAAUGGAUGCAUCCAAAAAAUUUGCAUCCAAGGAUGCAGAGAUUGACUACUGGAAGAACCUAUCAGAACAGUUUCAGCAAGAGUUAAAGGAAACCAAAGAUGAGCUGGAGGAAUUCCAAAUUAGCAGCCACGAGUUGGAGCAGGAGCUGGAGACCCAACUGAAACAAGAGGAAAAGAAAAACAAGGAGCUUUCUCUGGCCAAUGAAAGACUACAGAGUGAAGUGGACUCUCUAAAGGAGAAACUUCAGAAACUCCAAGCUGACAGUUACAAAAAACUGACAGAACUGGAAGAUAACUAUGCCAGAGUAGAAGCUCACAAAAAUGAGUUACAAAAAUAUAUCAGGGAGUUGGAACAAGACAAUGAUGACUUAGAAAGAGCUAAACGGGCAACCAUAGUCUCAUUAGAAGACUUUGAACAAAGACUCAACCAGGCUAUAGAGAGAAAUGCAUUCCUAGAAAGUGAACUUGAUGAGAAAGGAGCUUUGUUGGAGACAGUGCAGCGCCUCAAAGAUGAGGCCAGAGACCUGAAGUCAGAAAUAGAUAUUCGUAAACACCAGGAUGUUGGCGUGAAAGAUGGGGAUGCUUGUCUUGGUGUAGCGGCACUCCCUAUGCAGGACAGUGGCUAUGCUGCCCAAGGUACUUCACCGACUACACCCACUACACCUAUGGGACGAGUUCCAGGUGCUCCAGGCAUUAGUAAUGGAAUCUCUGGCACACCUUUGACUUCAUCAGCCAGGAUCUCUGCCCUCAACAUUGUGGGAGACUUAUUAAGGAAAGUUGGGUUUUCAGGAAGGUUUCAGCGUAACUCCAUGGAAAUUAGACCAGACACUCACCAUUUACCCCCUAAACAAGACAGUUUGGCUCUAGAAUCAAAGUUAGCUAACUGUAGAAAUUUUACCAAGGAUGAACCUCGCAGCAAAACUGGUACAAGUCCGUUAAAUUCACCCAGGUCUGAGCUUGUUAUGGUUGGCUCUGGGAUAAGGACAAAAAGGUGUUUGACUCUAAAUGCAUGAAAGGACUGCUCGACUUAGCCGAGGCACAUCCCAUUUAGUUCAACCCAGCAAAGUCAAACUGGAAGCAUGAGGUUGUGGCACUCACUUUUAUCUCGACAACAAACGUAUCAAGUCCAUUCAAGUUUUAGCCUGUUCUUGAAGGAAAGUGUUCUAACUGAGUGGAGCAUAUAACAGAUUUUCCAUUUUAUGUGUAACUAUUGAUUGGUGUUAAGUUAUUAUUUUUUUUUAGCAUAAAUUGACAUCAUUUAUUGAAAUGUUGGAUACAGCUGAGGUCUGUCUGUGUUACAAACUAUAUUGGUGCUUUUUGAAUAUGACUGUGUUUAUUAGAAAGUAUCUUUAUUUAUUCAUAGCAUUUACUUUUGUAUGACAUUGUAGAAAAUCAAAACUAGUUGUUUUUUUUUUUACUUUGUCUCCCUUGUAAAAACUUUUUUUUUCCAUUGAGUAGUAGUACACUAAGUUAUCUGCCAGUUAGGUUUAAACACUGAUUAAAGAAGUUUUGACAGAAAAAGAUCUUGUAGUUUUGAACAGAUAACAAUAGUGAUGAUUUUUUUUUUUUCAUGUUCAGCUGUUAGCAAGCUUACUUUGUUUUUAAAAACAUAACAGACUAGGCACAACUAUUUAUUCUUGUACUCUCAGAAUAUCAUUAGCUUACACCAAAAGUAAAAGGCAUAUAGCGUCAGACAAAACUUAGAAGUUUGUAGCAGUUUGAACCAAUGUAGCGUCUAGUCGAGAAUUUCAUAUCAAAAAACUUGUACACAAUUUAUUUAAGAUUUUUGUUUGCUAGCCUCUUGGAGGUUAAACCACAUUUUUGUAAAUACACUCUGUUUAUAUAGUCGCCAAUGUUAUCACACACAUUGGUGAUUAUUUAUGGAUAGAUGUCAUGACUCUGACAUUACAGUAGAUUAGAAAUUUAGAAAUGGAAUGACAAGAAUGUCAUUAGAAAAUGUGCAGUGUUGGAAUAAUAAUACUAAGGCUUGCGAGUCUGAAGAUUAAGGAGGAGCGCAGUAUUUCAUGUGGCUAGGCAGUCCCAGCUCUGUCCUACAUGUUUUGCCACAUCUAGCACAGACAUAACCUUUGGAAUUACAAUUAAACUAAAAUUAAAGGAUUACUUAAUGAACAAAAUCUAUGAAUUUUUUUCCCCUCAAAACUAGAGCUUGUCUGGCAACUGUGUAGUGGGACAGCUCUUGUCAGGUUGAAACCUUGGGUUAGUCCUGUACAACUUCACUUUGUAUUGCUGAAGAUGAAAUCCUAUUGACGCUGUAUGAUAAAUUGAUACUUAGUAGAGGCUGUUUUUUUUAAUAUAUUUUGUGAGAUCCCUAUUGGUGUUCUGUCCAUCUUCUUGGGGUAUUAGUUCCAGUUGAACAGGUCAUCAAGCAUGAGAACAGUUUGCCUGCUUAUUCAAAACUGUUCAAACUGUUACCAAAUGACUUUCCAACUUAGUUUAUAUUGAAAAGAAUGCCUGCUUAAUCAGACAUUUAGAAAUAUCAACUGAGAUUUGGACAUAUAAACUGAUCUUUCUGCAAGACCUACUCAGGAAUAAUACAUUUUAAAAAAUAUUUUGGUGUGGGCUAAAUUCUUGUUGUCAUUAGGAAAUCAUGGCAUUGAUUCUGGUUGACAUUUCAGUUGUUUUACAUUUUUGUUUUAAAUAAUGUCAUUUACAUUCUGUGUGUCUUAUAUAGUUUUCUUUCUUGUGGUUGAGUCAACUGGUAGGAUUUUCUUUUAGACACACUUUGUUUCAUCCAUUUUUCAAACUGUUCCCAGCCUUGGCUCUUGUUUUUUUCUAAGUUGUUUUCAUAUUUUCCAACUCUGAACUUUUUGCUUUUGGUCUUUAAGAAUGUUUGCUUGGCAUUGUUAAUGAUUUCAAAUGAGAUGUUGGUAGCAUUGCAAUGAUCAGGUUAUUGUUGUUUCAUGAUUGGAUUGCUGUAAAUGUAGUGUAAGCUACCUUCACAUUGUUAUUGUCUGUGUGAUAUGUCUGACUCCACAAUUAAGCAUAGAGAAGUCCUUAUAUCAUUAUAGUACUUUUAAAGUUUGGUAUUUUAAAUUUUAUCUUUAGAUUGUAGAAGAAAUGUGUUUUCCUAUCAUAGAGCAUUGUGUAUCCUUUUAAUGAAGCAGACUGACUAGAUACUAAAUGCUCCAUUAAAGAAAAUGAAAAGGGCAUUACUAAGUCUGAAUUCUUUAGAUAGAUAUGUCUGUAUGUAGGUCCUACCCCUCUUGUCUUCUUACAGAACCACUUUUUUUUUUUUAUUGAGGUGAUUAAAAAUGUUCUAGAAACCGCGAAUAGUUGGCCAAUUAAAGCUGUCAUUUAAAGUGAAGUGAUAUUUAUAACAUAGAUACUUCAGCAGCAAAAUUCUUUACUUUUAGACAGAAAGUUCAUAUUUUUGUUGAUGAAAAAAAGUUCUCAUUGCUACAAAUGUGUAAAAAUGUUUUUGCUGUUGGUAACUAUCUGAAGUUAAAUUAUCUCCCUUGUUUCACGUCUGCUCAAAGCUUGGAGGAGAGUGUUGUCAUUUUGAGCUCAUUUUAUUUUUUGUUUAGUGCUCACUGGUUUCAUAUACAUUGCCCAUAUUUGGAGGUUUAUUGUUGCAUAUUCCAGGUGUCUGAAUCCCACUGUUGAUGCAAAAGGUAAUUGGUCUAUGUUUUUCCACUUAAUAUUACUUUAUAGGACAUGCUUUUAAAAAAGUUAUGAUUAAUAAAAUCAUGCACUCUAUCAGCUGUUACUAUUUUGAUGUUCAAGCCUGUCACUGCGCUGUAAUAGGUAUCAGUUGCAAUCUUUUUUGGUGUUCAGGCUUUUACUGAUGAACUGCAAAAGCAAGAUAAGCUAAGUGGCUGGGGGGAUAGAACACUGGAACUCAAACAAGAUCAGCAGUGUGGCUGGGGGGAUAGAACACAGGAGCCCAAAUCCUGUCCUUUAUCCUUUAGGUUUCUGCUGACUUUGUUAGCCAAUGACUACAGAAACAAUCUGACCUGAAGUUAAAAACAAAAUGGCGUGCUUAAAGCCACAAUGAAACAUGAUGUAAAAAGAAAAGCAUAUGACAUGAAAAUGAUUUACCAAAAUGAAGAUCGUUGAGAUUUGAGAGUUUUCAUAAGUUUCACCAAGACAAGUGCAUUUCACCAGAUUAGGUCAUAACCAUUUGUCUCGAGAAAAUCAAAUCUGAAUUACUUUUUUUUUCUCAUUAACAUAUGUUAAAUUUUUUAAAUAUUUUUUUUAAUGACUUGAAAACUGAAAUGUGCCUAAACAUAUUUUUUACCUUUGGCGCUAGACAUAGUAGCAAUAGGAAGUGAAAGUAAUACAUCUGUUCAUGUUUUCUAAAUUUGGUUUCAUUUGUGUCUAGACAAAGCUAUGCACUACAUUUACACCUCUGAAUGGGUUUUUGUUUUUUGAAUGUUGCAUUUAUAUAAAUAUGUCUGUUUCAUUUUCUGGGUUUAUUUUUUCAUUAGUGUCUAGCUCUUCCCUUUCAAUGUCUUUUGAGGAACUAGUUCAACAUUUUAGAACCAGGUUGGAAAAAGGCUUUAGGUCCAUCUAGACAUUGAUAUAAGACAUAUUUCAGAUAAGACACAACUAACUUUUUCACUUUUCAGUUUUAGAUUGAGUCAAUUUAAAUUCUGUACAAAACUAUUGGUCGUGAAUGAGGCGUUAACUAUUAAUAUUAUUCAAAUCUUUUGUUUCACACUUUGCUGAACAAGGCUUUGUUUGGUCUACUGUGUAGAUCUACCUUGUUGAUAUUUUUGAAUGUACAUUGACUUUAUUUGAACAUUUUGGAGUCAAAGUUUUUUAUUAGUUGUUGAAUUUUUUUAUUUUUUUUUAUAGGAUAUUGAAAAUAAACUUUUUUUUACUAAAUAUAAUAUAAUAUACAAUACUCUAAAUGUACUGUAAGACUUGUAACAUUUUAGUAAUUAGAAUUCAACUCUAAAUGCACUGUAAGGUGUUUCCUUUUAGAGAAAUGGAAAAAUAAAUUUUAGAGGCUUAAGUAAUUAAUUACCUUUUUUUUUUUUUUUUUUUUUUUUUUUUUUAAAGAAAUGCUUAUUUGAGAAAAUCCUAUGAGGAUACUAGAGAAAGGGUCAACAUAUUUUCCCCCUUCAGCUAUAUUCUUAAAUAUUGAUCUACUUGUUUGGUUCCAGCACUUUAUCAUUGGAAUGAAUCCUCUUACAAGUAGAUGUCACCAUUCCAUUGGUACAAGCUUUCUUAUGUUGUUAGUUUUAAUGUUAAUGUGAUUUGUUUGGGUGUACUAAGAGGAAGCCCUUGUUUGAGUGUAGAUACUCCAUAGUUUGUACAGAAAGCUGCAUGUAUAUUUGGAUUUGAAACACUUAAAUGUACAGUCUCUGUUGUUUGUUCAUGUACCGGCUUGUUCUUCAAAUACAGACAGUUUUUUGGUGUUUUACUGGAACAAUUGGGCCUACAUUGUGGUCAAAUAGCAUAAAAUGUGUGUACACUAUAACCUUUGUUAUCAUGUCUGAUUUGUUCAUUUCAAUUAAAACUAUGUUGAAAAA